Haliotis rufescens (red abalone) is the source of this 10209-nucleotide messenger RNA. RefSeq names its product ankyrin-3-like. The coding region runs from base 231 to 1574 and encodes 447 amino acids. The record is from RefSeq and is a predicted model, not a curated record. NCBI's taxonomy places the organism in Eukaryota, Metazoa, Mollusca, Gastropoda, Lepetellida, Haliotidae. The transcript has 7 exons. Gene Ontology annotation, biological process: intracellular signal transduction. Gene Ontology annotation, molecular function: protein binding.
GAAAAGCAGUUCUACUGGAUAAACUACUUUGACUGAAAGGUAGUUCAACUCGAUAAACCUUCCAAAAUACUAUUGUUAUGUCACCUGUUGGUGCAGCCAGACAUAGGAAGAUUAACUGUUGAUCCAUAUGUGCUUCUUACACCAAGAAAAAAUGCUUUCUGUGUGACAAUGUUGUGUACCUUCCACAACUCCCAGAAGUGAGCCGACAUGACCUCUUGCGGACAGUUCCCAUGAGCCUCCUCCACAACGAUGGUUACCUGCCACUAGGUGUCGCUGUCAACCAGCAGGAUGAGGUCAAGGUUGACCGUCUGCUACUGAAGGAUGAGGACAGUGUAAAUGCCAUUGACUUCUAUGAUAGAACCCCUAUCCAGUACGCAGCCCAGAUUGGCAACUGUAACAUUGGAAGGAAGCUGAUCAAUGCAGGUAGUAACAUUGACCGUCUGGAUGGCUAUGGCGUGUCGGCACUGCACAUAGCUGCCUGUAAAGGCCACGAUUGGUUCGUGAAGCUGCUCAUCAACAUGGGGUGUUACAGAGAUCCCACAUCAAGCGAUGGGAUCAGCCCUAUCCACUGCGCGGCAGGCAAUGGACGUACAGACACAGUGAGGACAUUGCUAGAAGCUGGAGUGGACGUAAAUGUCCGCGGUCCAGGGAACCGGACGCCCCUCUACAUGGCUGCAGAGUGUGGCCACCUGGACAUUGUGAAGGCACUAGUGGACGCGAAGGCCAGACUCAAUAUUGCAAGUGAUUAUGGCCUGACACCGCUGUGUACUGCGGUGUUGAAUAACAAGACUGAUGUGGCCAUCUGUCUCAUCAAGAGCGGGGCACGGGUCAACAAGAGUGACUCCAAGAAUAACCUCCCCUUGCACCACGCUGUCAGGAACGGGAACAUCAGCAUCGUCCUGGAGCUGCUUAAGUCAGAUUGCGAUCGAAAUAUUUUAACGAAGAACUUUGAAAGUCCCAUCCACAUCGCAGUUCGAAUGGGUCAUGUCGGUGUGCUCCAAGCCCUCAUACAGCAAGGCUGUGACGUGAACCUCUGCGAACCCGUUGGCAACGUCACCCCCCUCCAUGUGGCCGUCAACGUUCACCAGGACUUUGUCGUCUUCAGUAAAAUAUUCUGCCAGCUUUUAGAAGGAGGUUGUAUAUUAAACUGGCGCGCAUUUAGCACCCUAGAAACUCCUUUAUACAGGGCAUUAGAACUGGAUAAGAACGAUAUCGCCAUUUUGUUGCUUGCACAUGGUGCUGAUCCCAAUCUUGCCUCACCCUUUGACAUCACAGCGCUGCAGAAAAGUUGCCAGCGGCAGAAAAUGAACAUAGCAGAAAUGCUGCUUAAUUGCGGAAUUCAGUGGAAACGAGAACGAUGGUUGAAGCAUUUCAAUCAACUUCAAGGGGAGAUAACUAACGAUUCAAAGGUUAAUGAUUUGUUGCGCGAGUGGAGGUUCACAACGACCUCCUUGCAGAAGACCUGUCGGAUAGCCCUGCGGCAUAUUCUUGGAGAGAACUUACAGUGCAAAGUCAGCCAGCUGCCGAUUCCAGAAAAAAUUCAGGAUUUCUUGAUGCUGAGUGAUUUAAUGUGAUGCUUCCAUGGUGCUGUUGUUGAUGCAGUUUUAGAUGUUGUUUUGAUAUGUUGUUGCUUAGUGGAGAGCAUUUAGUGAACUUCUUCCACUGUUUGUACCUGACGCAAGCUUAGUGCCAUUAGCCAUCAGGCAGCAGCCAAAACAAUGGUACAAUCUAUACCAUAUCCGGUUUCAGGUGCUCUUGCGUAACUUCCUUAUUAGCGAUGCCAAAUCUGAAAAGUGAACUUCUCUGCCGAUGUUAAUUUCUUCAAGAUAUCAUUUACUUCACAUAGUCCACUAUUUGUUUUCAUUCAGUCCCGAGGACCAAUGAAUGCUGUAUUUAAUGACGUCCAAUCACAGCCUCCGCCUGUCUACUAGUUUAAGUAGACAGGAGCCCAAUCUAAACAUUUAGCACCUUACAAACUUCUAUUUUAUCAUACUAUUGUAUCCUAUUGUUUGUUUCAAAAGUAUUCUGAGUACAUGUGACUGCCUUUGUUAUAAAGUGUCAUGCAUUCGGAGAGUACUUUGGUAGCAAUGAUCAAAAUUAAGGGGUCCUCGAGGUGUUCUGUAGUAUUUAAAUCUAGGGACCUCCUAGACUUUUGACGUUUGACAUAGGGUUUAUAACAAGGACCCCUUGACUUUCAUGCUUAAUUCUGAACACUGGGUUGUGUUUCUGGGAGGUUAUCCGUAUGUGUGACCUUACUACCCGUCAGGUAGGCAUGGAUGGUUUAAGGUGCUGUAGCUUGUUGUGCGGAGUUGUGUACCUUGUGUCAGGAUCCUCUGUUUGUGGAUUGAGAUCCCAGAUUUGUCAACUGCAUAGUAUUUUGAUAUUUUGUUACAAAAGUGAUAUGCCGGUGAUGAUUUAAAGGAGAGACAUUUUUUAGAUGAUUUUUUAGGCUCAUCUUGAAAAGGCUUGAAUUUUUAGGUUGGUCUUGAAAAGGCUUGAAUGUUUAGAUUUGUUUUGAAAAGACUUGAAUUUUUCAGGUUCAUAUAUAUCUAACAGCCUUAAAAUUUUAAGUUGGUCUUGAAAAGGCUGGAAUUGUUAUGUUCAUUUUGAAAAGGCUUGCAUUUUACCGGUUCACAUUUAAAAGUCUCGAAUUUUUAAGUUGGUCUUGAAAAGGCCAUGAAUUUUGAAUUUUGUCUUGAAAAGGCUUUGAAUUCUGAAGAUUCUGAAGAAAGCCUUGAACAUUUGGCAACUGACCAUAAGUCUGUAUUUUCAGAAAGUGCUUUAGAUGAGAACUGUUUUGGGAGUAGGUUUGAGAUGUUGUUGACAAUGUGUGAUGAAAGAGUGAAUAGAAGCAGUGUUAACAAGGUCAGAAAGUGACAUUGUAUUGACCUUAUGACGUCACAUAUUUAUGACAGCCAGCCAACCUGAUAGCAAGAUUGUAUUACAAUGUAAACUGAAAUGGAUAAAUUUUUGUAUAAGUUUGAGGUGUUCUCAACAAACCUAGUCGAGAGAACCUAGUCAACUGACCUUUAUAAUGUAUAUGAUAAUUACAGCUUUAAGAAUAUAUGAAGUGGAGAUGUGUUUUAGUUGGCAUCCAACGUUAUAUUUGUGCAGUGCAGGUGCUGUUCAAAAGUUGUACGUCAGAUAAAAAUGUUAAUUCCUCAACUGUUUGUAUCAAAUAAAAAUGUUAAUUCCUCAACUGUUUGUAUCGGAUAAAAAUGUUAAUUCCUUAACUGUUUGUAUCAGAUAAAAAUGUUAAUUCCUUAACUGUUUGUAUCAGAUAAAAAUGUUAAUUCCUCAACUGUUUGUAUCGGAUAAAAAUGUUAAUUCCUUAACUGUUUGUAUCGGAUAAAAAUGUUAAUUCCUUAACUGUUUGUAUCAGAUAAAAAUGUUAAUUCCUUAACUGUUUGUAUCGGAUAAAAAUGUUAAUUCCUCAACUGUUUGUAUCGGAUAAAAAUGUUAAUUCCUUAACUGUUUGUAUCGGAUAAAAAUGUUAAUUCCUUAACUGUUUGUUUCAGAUAAAAAUGUUAAUUCCUUACUUAUUUGUAUCGGAUACAAAUGUUAAUUCCUCAACUGUUUGUAUCGGAUAAUAAUGUUAAUUCCUUAACUGUUUGUAUCGGAUACAAAUGUUAAUUCCUCAACUGUUUGUAUCAGAUAAAAAUGUUAAUUCCUUACUUGUUUGUAUCGGAUAAAAAUGUUAAUUCCUUAACUGUUUGUAUCGGAUACAAAUGUUAAUUCCUCAACUGUUUGUAUCGGAUAAUAAUGUUAAUUCCUUAACUGUUUGUAUCGGAUACAAAUGUUAAUUCCUCAACUGUUUGUAUCAGAUAAAAAUGUUAAUUUCUUACUUGUUUGUAUCGGAUAAAAAUGUUAAUUCCUUAACUCUUUGUAUCAGAUAAAAAUGUUAAUUCCUCAACUGUUUGUAUCGGAUAAAAAUGUUAAUUCCUUAACUGUUUGUAUCGGAUAAAAAUGUUAAUUCCUUAACUGUUUGUUUCAGAUAAAAAUGUUAAUUCCUUACUUGUUUGUAUCGGAUACAAAUGUAAAUUCCUCAACUGUUUGUAUCGGAUAAUAAUGUUAAUUCCUUAACUGUUUGUAUCGGAUACAAAUGUUAAUUCCUCAACUGUUUGUAUCAGAUAAAAAUGUUAAUUCCUUACUUGUUUGUAUCGGAUAAAAAUGUUAAUUCCUUAACUGUUUGUAUCGGAUACAAAUGUUAAUUCCUCAACUGUUUGUAUCGGAUAAUAAUGUUAAUUCCUUAACUGUUUGUAUCGGAUACAAAUGUUAAUUCCUCAACUGUUUGUAUCAGAUAAAAAUGUUAAUUCCUCAACUGUUUGUAUCGGAUAAAAAUGUUAAUUCCUUAACUGUUUGUAUCGGAUAAAAAUGUUAAUUCCUUAACUGUUUGUAUCAGAUAAAAAUGUUAAUUCCUUAACUGUUUGUAUCAGAUAAAAAUGUUAAUUCCUCAACUGUUUGUAUCGGAUAAAAAUGUUAAUUCCUUAACUGUUUGUAUCGGAUAAAAAUGUUAAUUCCUUAACUGUUUGUUUCAGAUAAAAAUGUUAAUUCCUUACUUAUUUGUAUCGGAUACAAAUGUUAAUUCCUCAACUGUUUGUAUCGGAUAAUAAUGUUAAUUCCUUAACUGUUUGUAUCGGAUACAAAUGUUAAUUCCUCAACUGUUUGUAUCAGAUAAAAAUGUUAAUUCCUUACUUGUUUGUAUCGGAUAAAAAUGUUAAUUCCUUAACUGUUUGUAUCGGAUACAAAUGUUAAUUCCUCAACUGUUUGUAUCGGAUAAUAAUGUUAAUUCCUUAACUGUUUGUAUCGGAUACAAAUGUUAAUUCCUCAACUGUUUGUAUCAGAUAAAAAUGUUAAUUUCUUACUUGUUUGUAUCGGAUAAAAAUGUUAAUUCCUUAACUCUUUGUAUCAGAUAAAAAUGUUAAUUCCUCAACUGUUUGUAUCGGAUAAAAAUGUUAAUUCCUUAACUGUUUGUAUCGGAUAAAAAUGUUAAUUCCUUAACUGUUUGUUUCAGAUAAAAAUGUUAAUUCCUUACUUGUUUGUAUCGGAUACAAAUGUUAAUUCCUCAACUGUUUGUAUCGGAUAAUAAUGUUAAUUCCUUAACUGUUUGUAUCGGAUACAAAUGUUAAUUCCUCAACUGUUUGUAUCAGAUAAAAAUGUUAAUUCCUUACUUGUUUGUAUCGGAUAAAAAUGUUAAUUCCUUAACUGUUUGUAUCGGAUACAAAUGUUAAUUCCUCAACUGUUUGUAUCGGAUAAUAAUGUUAAUUCCUUAACUGUUUGUAUCGGAUACAAAUGUUAAUUCCUCAACUGUUUGUAUCAGAUAAAAAUGUUAAUUUCUUACUUGUUUGUAUCGGAUAAAAAUGUUAAUUCCUUAACUGUUUGUAUCGGAUAAAAAUGUUAAUUCCUCAACUGUUUGUAUCAGAUAAAAAUGUUAAUUCCUUUCUUGUUUGUAUCGGAUAAAAAUGUUAAUUCCUUAACUGUUUGUAUCGGAUAAAAAUGUUAAAAUGGGGUGGGGGGGGUAGUAGGCCAGCAAUUUGUUUUAUCUAACGUGUCAGUGAUUUUAAUGUUAAAGUCAAUAAGUAACAGUUGUAAUCAUCAUGUUUUCUCUUUGAAAAGAAAAAAUUCACUAUGGUAGAUAAAACAGGAUGACAUCCAUGAAAGAUUGAGCAUGGUCAAAUGUCUGGUGUGCUGUGUUUUGAUCAACUUUAUGUAGUACUACUAUGAAUUGAGUGUUUUUCAAAGUGUCUUUCUAAAUAUCGCAACAUUUUCACACUUACUGGUAAGGUACCCUAAACUUUUAGGGUGAGUUUGGAUGCUUAGUUCAGCAUGGGUGGAAACUGGACUUUUAUGGUCAAUUAAUUCCCUUGCCUUGGGAACACUGUCCAACUCUAUGUAGAGAAGAAGGACUAUAUGUCUCUAUUGCUAUGAGUAUUGUUAUGUGGUCGGGUAGCAAUGUAUUCUGUGUGCACAUUCAAAUUGUUUGGGUCACAAUAUGGUUGAAUUAUUGCUAACGUGACUUAAAAUUUUAACUCAACCACAAACAAUUUACAAGUUGGCUGCCGUUGAAGUGGUAGAAUGAAAUGAUUGUGUAAGGAUCAGGGCAGAAUGUUAGUUCUAGGGUUAUCUAGUUGCAACCAGGUUUCAUUCUCAACUCCCUGGGGAGUAUACAGAGGCACAUUCAAACAAAGACACUUUGUGGGGCGGUCGGGUAUCCUAGUGGUUAAAGUGUUCGCUCGUCACGCCAAAGAACCAGGGUUCGAUUCUCGACAUGGGUACAAUGUUGGAAGCCCAUUUCUGGUGUCCCCCGCCGUGAUAUUGCUGGAAUAUUGCUAAAAGCGGUGUAAAACCAUGCUCACUCACUCACUCUUUUACUGUGGAAACUCAACGUAAGAGGAGCCAGUCAAUUUCACCCGAUUACUGUGCUAUUCACAAGACCACAUGCCUUUUUAUAAGUAGUGGUUCGCUCAUAAAGCUAUCAAAUGAUUUAGUGAGUGGUAAGAAGUUUGUAACUGUUCCCAUCAUGAGCUUUGGUUUUACACUUCAGGAACAAGAUGGCCGCUGUGCGAGCGUAAUCAUCUUGACCUUCAAAGAUGGAAAUUACAACAUGUAUAAUAUUACUAAGGGAAAACUUUUAUUGAUAUCAGUAAAAAGUGGUAUUUAUAUACAUGUAGUUACAUACACAUAUUAUACAAGUCUUUACAAUAACUAAAAAAGUCUUAAGUAAUAUGAAACAAAAGCUGUAUUAUUAGUAAAGGGUGGUAAUUUUAUACAUGCUGUUAUAUACAAAUGUCUGCAAUGUCUAAUCGUCUUCAAUUCCUUGCAAGACCGCCUCUCUGGUCAGGUCUGAUUCUGCAUCAUAAAUAGGUUCAAGCUGGAGGAGUCUGCUGUCUGGAGGCAAUUGUUUACCUGAAUGUAGUGCUGUGAAUUCCUGGGGGAAUGACUGCAUUUGCACUAUCUAAUAGAGAUGGUUCUCUAUUUGUUCAAAACCGUUCAGCAGUCAAGAGUUGAGUGUCUUCCGGCAAGGCCGACCCAUCAAGGGACUAUUCAGCAUCAGCCACAUACACUUCCCAGGAAGUGUACUGCUCUGCAUAUGGCAGCUUGGUGUAUUCACAACAAUCGCCACACAUAACAGAAUUCUUUAUCUCUGUAUUGUCACAGUCUUUUGUCACUGGGGUAACUGGCCAAUGAUCAUGUGUCUGUUGUAAGAAAUCCGGCCCAUCUCACAAAUGCGAUUCCUUGAUGAGUUCUCUGAGCAGUUUGCCUUGAGUAAUGUCAUCGGCAGGAUUCCUUGAUGAGUUCUCCGAGCAGUUUGCCUUGAGUAAUGUCAUCGGCAGGAUUCCUUGAUGAGUUCUCCGAGCAGUUUGCCUUGAGUAAUGUCAUCGGCAGGAUUCCUUGAUGAGUUCUCCGAGCAGUUUGCCUUGAGUAAUGUCAUCGGCAGGAUUCCUUGAUGAGUUCUCUGAGCAGUUUGCCUUGAGUAAUGUCAUUGGCAGGAUUCCUUGAUGAGUUCUCCGAGCAGUUUACCUUGAGUAAUGUCAUCGGCAGGAUUCCUUGAUGAGUUCCCGGAGCAGUUUGCCUUGAGUAAUGUCAUCGGCAGGAUUCCUUGAUGAGUUCUCCGAGCAGUUUGCCUUGAGUAAUGUCAUCGGCAGGAUUCCUUGAUGAGUUCUCUGAGCAGUUUGCCUUGAGUAAUGUCAUCGGCAGGAUUCCUUGAUGAGUUCUCCGAGCAGUUUGCCUUGAGUAAUGUCAUCGGCAGGAUUCCUUGAUGAGUUCUCUGAGCAGUUUGCCUUGAGUAAUGUCAUCGGCAGGAUUCCUUGAUGAGUUCUCCAAGCAGUUUGCCUUGAGUAAUGUCAUCGGCAUGAUUCCUUGAUGAGUUCUCCGAGCAGUUUGCCUUGAGUAAUGUCAUCGGCAGGAUUCCUUGAUGAGUUCUCUGAGCAGUUUGCCUUGAGUAAUGUCAUCGGCAGGAUUCCUUGAUGAGUUCUCUGAGCAGUUUGCCUUGAGUAAUGUCAUCGGCAGGAUUCCUUGAUGAGUUCUCUGAGCAGUUUGCCUUGAGUUAUGUCAUCGGCAGGAUUCCUCUGUGUGUCAACACAUCGCCGGUUUUGUACGUCUGUAAGAUUCUGGAUUUCUGAUACUCGAGUUCCAACAAAUACUUUGUAUCUACACGAUUCUGACUUCAACUAAGCAAGUACAGUUGUAGAGUCACUCCACAAUAUCGCUCUCUGGUUUGGUAAAGUUAAUUCCUUGCACAACACAUCAGCUAGAUGAGCACCAGUGAGGGCUGCACAUAAUUCUAGGCGUGGCAUAGACAGCUGUUUCUUCAGGGAAACCUUUGAUCGUGCCAAAAGGAAACUUAUCAGGCCAUUAUGACGCCCGUUGUUAGGUGAUGUCAUAGGAUAGAGAUAGGUGACUUCACGUUGACUAGUGACGUCAUCUGGUUUGUUCUAUGUAGUUUCCAUAUUUGUAAAAGUGGGUCAGUGACAUUCAUGUCGAUUGCAGUAAAUUUUUAAAAACCGAUGUUGUUGUUUCUUUUUAUUUGAUAAUAAAUUCCAUCCAUUUUAGCUGUAAUAACGGUAAGGCUAUUUUUCAGAGCAUUUUCAUUUGCAGAAGCCCUUUGUCUUUUCAACUGCCCUCAUUCGUAGGGUCGUUAAUGGAAGACCUCGGGCUUCUGCAAAUGAUAAUGUCCCGAAGAAUAGCAUUACCUUUGUAAUAUAAUGGAAGGGGACAUAGGCAAUGGGAGUCACACAUUGUACCAAUGUUGCAAAUCGAACCUGGGUCUUCUGCACGACAAGCAAACUGUUUAACCACUAGGAUAUCCCACCACCUUCAAAGUGUCACCUUGAACCACUAAUCAGUGUCAUUAAGUUAUAUGAAGCAGUGGUGUAGCCCAAUCAUCUAAGGCGCUGCAAUUCACUGUGCAGAGUUGUGUCCCUUUUGGCAAACCAGGAACCUAUGAUCAUUAGUUCGAAUCCUGGGUUGCCUGAUUUUGUUUCUAGGUUUGUCGUAAACAGUUCAGACAUGCAUCACUUCGGUGUUUCCCUUCCACGUUAAGCUGACAUGCCGUGAUAGGACUGGAAUACUGUUGAAAGUGGCAUGAAACAUUUCACUAACUCACUUUUAUCAAUAAUGGCAUGUUUUACCUUUGAAGAUAUUUUUUUUUAUGACAUGCUUGUAAUCUAAAAAUUCUCCAGUCACCGAAAUAUUGCAAAUGCCACAUUGCAUUUUACCUCUCUUGAUAUUAAGGGGCACAAUAGGCCUAGUUGCCUUAUGUCACAGUAACUCACUCCGCAGAGUUGCAUCCCCUGGCUGUGCAAGGAUCUGCUAAUCAUGAUCCUUCAUUUGUCAGGAACAUACCCAUGCUUGUUGGUUUAACCAAAGUGUUAAAUGUCUCUAUAAUCUAAAAGUGGGUAACAUAUUUUUAUGGAAGAUGGUUAUUUAUCUUGGUGUAGCUGUGUUUGUGUGAAUGUGUAUUUAUUCAUGUUAAUAUUCAUGUUCCUGCCUGCAUGUAUACAAGUGUGACAGUGUGUAAUAAGCUCUAUGUUCUGUUGUCCAUCCUAAUGUAAUGCUAGAUGCAUCGUUUGUUUCAUGGAGUUUCUUGGCUAAUAUUAAAGAGACAGAAGAAAAAGCAUAGUUUAAUCAAACUACAGAGAUGAUAUUCUAAAUUCAAGUUUUUGUACUUCUACAAACUUCUCUGUACACAAUUCCAUGAAACAAGAAAUACAUUUUGUCUUACCUAAUAUAAUGGGAUUGAUAUAUUUAGGACAUAACACGUUUUCAAUGUAGAGCUAGGUUACCUGCAGAUUUAACCCCUCUAAAUUGAAUUUGAAACCUAAGGUGCAGUGUGAGGUUUCAAAUGUUAAAUUUAGUGAGGUCAAUUUUAAUCUUGACUGAAGUGAUGGUAAGUGAAAAGGAUAGAUGAAUUGACCAUUCUAACUGCAGUUGAAACAACAGAAACCAUGGCAACAAGACCGAACAUGGGUGUAAAAGAUGGCAUUACUGAAGCAUUGGUUGUUCUUAACCCUGAUGGGUUAGUGGGAUGUGGCAUUCACAGUAUUUAGACAUUUAAAAACUAGGUCUUAUCAGGGUAACAUAAAUAUGCAAUGAUAUUUAAUAAAUAAUGCAAUCAUCAUGGGAUUAUGUUGUCUUGGUGGAAUUUAUCCUGUGUUGGGUGAUGUGCGAUAUAGACAGAUCAUUCAGUAAUUAAACAAUGGAGAUGCA